CUUUCUUCCUUUUUUGCCUUUAUAUUUUUCUAUUCUUACUGUAAUGCCAUUUUCAUCAAACACAGACAAUCAACCAAAAUCACCAACAUCGCCACCAGCAGUAAGACGAUCAAACUCUACAAUGCCUCGCAAACAAAGACGAAGAUCCUGGUUUCAGAAUUCUGUCUUCUUUUCAUUAUUUGCAUCUGCGCCUCCUUCGCCGGUACAUGAAGUUACCUGUCAAAAACAAAGAUCCCAUUCACUCGAUCCAGACGUAGGAACACACCACAAACCAACCCGAUCGCCAACCUUGAAUCUGAAUCUCGGAAAGUCGACCAUUCAGUCCUUUCUCUCAAAGGCUAAACGGUCAAAUACCAAACGCUCUCCGACCCAGAUCAACGACCCUUCACCAAUCGUCUUGGAUGAACCGGCGGAUUAUUUUUCAAUCAAUACAUCGGACCCCACACAAACAGCGGGAACCAUAGGAGGUGAUGGGGCCAGAAGAUACAACCCACAGUUGAUAUUAACAGAUAAUGUUCUGGCGUCUGUUCAUCCUCUCCAACCUCAGCCACCACCAGCCCAUAAAUACCAUCACCAUAAACAUGCCUCUGAACCAAACCAUUUUCUCAAAUCCGAUGACGAUGAAGUCGACCGAAUUCAACUCAAGAACGACCUAGUAAAACUUGCCUUUGAAGGAGAGUUCAAAUUUCCAUUUCGAUUCCAGGAUCUAAAGAAUGGUAGGAUACUUGACGUUGGGUGUGGACCUGGAUCAUGGUGCAUUGAUAUUGCUCGCAAGUACCCAUCCGUUCAGGUCAUUGGGGUGGAUAGCGAAGAUAUGUUCCCAGAUCCAGUAACAGUACCAACAAACUGUCAACUGGUGAGAUACAAUGUACUCGAUGGCCUGAGUGCCUUUGAAGACAAUACCCUUGAUUUUAUCCACAUCCGGUUUAUGGCCCUGUCAUUCACAGUUGACCAAUACACCAAAGUAAUCAAAGAUUGUUGGCGUAUCUUACGGCCAGGAGGAUACCUUGAGAUGAUGGAAGCAGACAUUACAAUAUAUUCCCCUGGGCCUGUUACAGCCAAGUUUAACAAAGAAGUUGCAACAGUGGCCAAUGAUCGCGGGUUCAAACCAUGGUUAGCACGACAGCUAGCAAACCUGGUUCCAGAAGAUGCUCUUAACAGACAAGAAAGAUACAGAUCCUUGCCAUUGGGACUGUGGGGUGGUCGCCUCGGAGUCAUGUUCAGGGACGACAUGCUUCACAUACUAACAAAAUGCAAAUCUUCCAUUCGCGACUUUUACAAUCAACCGGCUGAGCCUGAGCAACAAAAAGCCUUUGAACUCGAGCUGGCAGAUAUAUCUCGAGAAAUGGAACAAUACCACAGCUACAGCAAUUUCCACUUUAUUACUGUACAGAAACCAGAAAAUAUUACACAACAACAACAAUAUCAGCAGCAGCAGCAGCAGCAUAAUAAUAACAAUAAUCUUAAUCUUAAUUCUAAUAAUUCUAAUAAUAAUCUUAAUCACAAUCUUAAUAAUACUAUAGCCAAUAAUAAUAUUAAUACUAAUACUAAUAACAAUAAUCCUACUACUACUACUACUACCACUACCACUACCACUACCACUACCAAUACUAAUACUAAUACUAAUACUAAUACUAACUCUACUACUACCAUUGCUACUACUACUACCAAUAAUAAUCACUAUAACAAUUAUUAUAAUAAUAGUAUUAAUAAUAACAAUAUUAAUAAUCCUUCAAUAAAGCAAACCAAUAUGCGGUGA
Molecule: messenger RNA, 1759 nt
Organism: Phycomyces blakesleeanus NRRL 1555(-)
Lineage: Eukaryota; Fungi; Mucoromycota; Mucoromycetes; Mucorales; Phycomycetaceae
Exons: 3
Coding region: 44-1759 (571 amino acids)
Molecular function (GO): methyltransferase activity
Source: RefSeq, a predicted model, not a curated record